This is a messenger RNA of Zingiber officinale, 1275 nucleotides long. RefSeq lists its product as uncharacterized. The coding region runs from base 111 to 1043 and encodes 310 amino acids. The transcript has 5 exons. NCBI's taxonomy places the organism in Eukaryota, Viridiplantae, Streptophyta, Magnoliopsida, Zingiberales, Zingiberaceae. The record is from RefSeq and is a predicted model, not a curated record.
CACUUGAAAGUUACUACCAAUGAUAUAAACCCUAAUUCCUGGGCUUUUGCUUCUGGUAUUUUUCCUGUGGUGCGGGUUUGGUUUGUACAGUUAGUACGUUAUCUCCGGUGAUGUUGGCCUUUCCGUCGAUGAAUCUCUCUUCCUUCCCCUGGGAACCUCGUAUGGUUUUGGUCCCCAAUUUCACCCGUCUUUCUUCCUGCACGCGAGCAAUCUCUCUAGUGAGCUACGCGAAGAGGAGGGCCUCUGCUCCCCAGCCGCCUCCACCCAAGCAUCUCGCUAUCAAGGAAGAACGAGUGGAAGACGAUGAGGGAGAAUUUCUACAAGAAGAGGGAUCGGAAGUCCAAUUUGCUGAUGAUUUUGGAGACGAUUUUGAAUUGGAAGAUGAUGAGGAUUUUGAAGAUGAAUUUGAGGAAGAAGAGCUUGAGAAAGAAGCAAGUCUCUUUGUUGGAGAUGGUGCUGCAGGGGGAGGAAUUUCCCUUGCCGGCAAUUGGUGGGAUAACGAAGCAUUGACCAUUGCACAAGAAGUUUCGGUAACAUUUGAUGGCGACCUGAAAAUUUAUGCUUUCAAAACUACGACAAAUUCGGACAUACGUGUGCGAAUUGAAAAGCUUUCUACCAGGUAUGGUUCUCCCAGUAUGGAGGAUAUUGAGGCCUUUUCUACCGUCUAUCGCUCCCGCUUAGAUGAAGCUGAGCUUGCUGGAAAACUACCAGACAUCUCUUUGGAGGUUUCAUCCCCCGGUCUUGAGAGGGUUGUGCAUGUCCCGGAGGAGCUCGAACGGUUCAAAGACCGACCUAUGUAUGUGAAAUAUGUCGUUGACAGCGACAACGAUGUUGCCACGUCCUCCUCUCAGGAAAAAGAUGGUGUGUUCAGUCUCAUUUCUUUGGAUGUGGAAUCAGGCCAAUGCACAUGGGGCAUAGCAGACGUGAAGGUGAAUAGGCAAAAGGCAGGGAAAGGAAGACCUCUAAGCAAGAAACAAAGAGAAUGGCGGUUGCAAACUUCAUUUGAAUCCCUGCGGCUGGUCCGGUUGCAUCCAGAUUGCUGAGACAUGGCACAGCCUUAAGGUUAGGCAUAUGUUCCUGUUGAUCCACCUCCCCUAGCGAUGAGCCAGUCUAAAAUAAAUCAAAAGGUUGAAAUGAUUAUGCAAGCUUGAUUUGGUUGCUUUUUAUUUGCAGCUUAGUUUUGUUUAGAUGUUGUUCACAAACAUUGUUUGAACAUGUUCAUGAACAUUAUUAAGCUAUAUAUAUAGAGAGAGAGAGUGAGAGAGAGAUUUGAUA